Messenger RNA from Macroventuria anomochaeta, 1518 nucleotides. RefSeq lists its product as uncharacterized. Lineage: Eukaryota; Fungi; Ascomycota; Dothideomycetes; Pleosporales; Didymellaceae. The coding region runs from base 232 to 1320 and encodes 362 amino acids. The transcript has 2 exons. The record is from RefSeq and is a predicted model, not a curated record.
CGCGUGACCACGUGUGUGGGGAAGGAGCCGGGGACGCGAAAACAACCAACGGAAACGUAGUCGAUGCGUCCCGAAGCCUUAAGCCUCGAUAAACCAUCACCUUUCUCCGCAACGCGCUGUCGCUGGCCCUGUCAGCCUUAAUAUCUAGCGUGAAGCUCGCCUUCACACGCAGCUCCCACAAGUCAUCAGCUGCAUCCCUCGCAGAGUACAAGCGACCGCCACGCAUCGAAUAUGAACAAAAGCAUUCCGCUCAACAGCAUCGACAACAAUGCUCGGCCAUACGGAAUCUUCAUGACGUAUCUUCUCACCUGUUUGGGGGUGGCAGUUUUCAUCAUCACAAAGCUGUUCGAGAAAACAGAGAGGUUGUACACCUCUGCGCCUUCACGGCUGCCGCAAAAGAGACAUGUGGUGAUCUUUGCAACGCUGGCUACAUGCAGUCUCUUCAGCACAUGGGGCUUUAUGUUCCAGUACUUCCAAUGGUCUUACAACAAUUGGCUUACAGUGCGGUCGCAGCACGAUCUCGACCCAACUGUUAAGCAUUGGGGUCUGUGGUUGAAGGAAACCUCGUUGUUCAGAGAAGCAUGGGAGAGUGUCAUUGUGGGUCACAACAGGUACUGGUGGUCGCAUCAAAUCUUCUAUUGGGCAUGUGCCCUCGGGCUUCAUUUGGAAUGGAAAGGAGUCCGCCGGGGAAUUACAUACACGUGGGCAUUCAUGCUUCUAGGGCAGAUCGUGGCUAUCAGCUUCGCUACAAACUUGUACUUCCUGACACUGCUUCUAAGCCCGCCACAGCAACAGCCUAUAACGCCUAACCCGAAAGAAUUCACUAACCCGAAAGAAUCCAGAUCGGAAGCACCCGAAUUAGCACCCGUAUCAAAACCCCGCAAAUGGCUCGGUCCAUGGCUCAUCGAUGGUUUGUCUGUAACCAAUACCUAUGCAGCAGCAAACUGCCUCUCCAGAGAGAACUACUGGAAUGGCUCACCUGGAUUCAUGCCUCUACUCCUUGUCCCGCAUGUCGUACUGCUUAUCCUACCUAUGGCCCGCGCUAUCUUACCAGCCAAGUUCUUCCCCAUAGGAGAUCCAAAAACCGUCAACAAGAUUUACAAGUUUUUGUGGACGUCAAAUUUCACCUUCGUGGGCCAACUGGUUUGGACGACAUAUAAAGCCUAUCUGGCUGGCAACCUCGGAGGCAUUCGCGAUGCAUUGCUUGAACAUCCUGCGGUCGGCAGUGUUGGAUUCGACGUCAUCUUUUGCUGGAUCAGUUGGAUUUGCUGGUGGCAGAUACAGAGCGACAAAUCGUCGUACGUCAUGUCUGAUCUUUGAGAGGGCCCAUCAAUUGAGGACUAUCGAGUGUUAGAUCCGAUGGCAAGAUCUUUGUUGUGGCAGGCGCGAGCUAAAAGCCUUUCUUCCGAACCUUCUUUGUGUCAAACGUAUGCAACGCGGAUAUCUGAAGGUCGAGUUCAAUCUAAUGCUACACGUUACAUCGCCAAGUGACCGCGUUGAAUGCAGCUUGAGGUGGCC